Messenger RNA from Trematosphaeria pertusa, 1099 nucleotides. RefSeq lists its product as uncharacterized. Bases 311 to 814 code for a protein of 167 amino acids. The record is from RefSeq and is a predicted model, not a curated record. The transcript has a single exon. NCBI's taxonomy places the organism in Eukaryota, Fungi, Ascomycota, Dothideomycetes, Pleosporales, Trematosphaeriaceae.
UCACUCCAUGAUCUGCGCCCGAGAGCUCAACCGCGUCUAAACGAGCUUGUGGGAGAUAGAACGAACUGGAGGGGUUAGAUAAAGCUCUGACUUACGGAGCGACUGAGGAUAGUAUUGUUCAUCUGCACCCCACGCACUCGCCACAGGACAUCCAUCCUUGAAGCCAUCAAUACAGUAUCGCGACAACCGCUUGAGGUCGUCAACUUCACACCGAAACACCAUCUACAACUGAUACACUUCGUCGAAGUCGUUCAAAACGGACUACACAAUCGUCUUCGAUCAAACCUACCCCAACCACAACCACACCAUCAUGACUUUACCAACCCCAAUACCGCAAGCACCAGCGACCCUCCCCUCCACCACCGUCGCCUCCACAGAAACUACUACCUCCUCCUCCCCGCAAGCCCCCCACCCCUCGCUCAUCCACCGCCUCGUCGAAUCCGUCCCCGAACACGCAGCCCACCUCUUCGAGCGCCUCUUCGCCCCCAACACCGUGCUCUACACUCCCCCGCAAAACGACCCACACUCAGCGCAACCCCGGGGCGAUGAGGCGCCGCGCAUGUCGCACGAAGAAGAGGUGCCCCCGCGAACAUCGCAGGAGAAACGAAGGCGGCGGUCGAGCGUGAGCAAAGGGAAGAUGACCCGACAUGUUGACGUCGUGGAGGUGAAUGGGUGUCAGAUGGUGGAGGAUGAGACGGAGAGGCUGAGUGAGGAUUAUGGAUGGCCGCUUUGUCGGGAGGGCGAGAUUGAGAAGUGGAAGACGGGCAAGGAGAAUCCGAGGAAGGCAAUGCUGCGGAGGAGGACGUGGCAUUGAGGCAUGCAUGUGUUGGAGGUUUUCUUGGGUAUAUGAGCAGGUCUCAUCAACCAGAACAUACAUUACAUUACGGAUGAGGAGGGGGAUAUGCAGCUUCGGCGCCAGGGAGGAGCGUUUUCUUUCGUUCGUUGGUCCGUUAUAGACUGGAUUGGAAAAGUUAGAGCGAGAGUGCCAGCAUCAGUGCGUUGCGAAUACCCCAUCGAGCUGGAGGAGGAGGAAGAAGGAAGUGCAGUUACUAGACUGCCGCAUACAAGCUGCAUACAGCCAUGCGCACUAAACACUCGA